This is a messenger RNA of Scophthalmus maximus (turbot), 2684 nucleotides long. RefSeq lists its product as uncharacterized. The coding region runs from base 1812 to 2603 and encodes 263 amino acids. The transcript is spliced from 6 exons. Lineage: Eukaryota; Metazoa; Chordata; Actinopteri; Pleuronectiformes; Scophthalmidae. The record is from RefSeq and is a predicted model, not a curated record.
ACAAUUUAUUUAUGAGUUAAACUGUGAUCAGAUAAACCAGCUAUCAAAUUGUAACUAUUCAUUAUUCUCUCCGGUUUAUUAGUGAAUAUUAGUUUUGGUUGUGUACUUGAGUGUUUACCAAUCCUUGUAGGCCCUUUCAUUAACUAAUUAAGUUAUAUUUGUCUGCAAUGUCAUGAUGUAAUUCCUACUAUAUUAUUAUGUUAUUUUUUAAUCAAAUAACCUUUUGGUAAUGUCAAUAAUUCAAUAGGACGAAGAGAUGCCUUGAAAAAUGCAUGUUGGAGUAAUAUACAUAAUAUAAUUUUCUGACUUUGUGACACAACAUCACUUAUUACAAUAUAAGUAAGCUUCAGAUGGUCUCUCUUGCUCUAUUAUUUGGAGAGAUAAAAUGAGGCUUUUGGACCACACAUUUGUUGACCUUGACCUUUAACGAAUAUGCCCUAGAAGUUAAUCAUUGUUUAGUCAUAUUGUCCCCACAUUUGAUUUGGGCACAGUUAUUCAAAUGUCGUUCAGGGUUAGUUCAAUUACGCAGGUGAAAAUUCUCAGCAGUACACUUACUGCUUCCCUCCAGAAUAUGAAUAUGCAAAUAUUUCUAAUGUAAAAUAUUUCACUUUUGGAUACAAGGAUACUGGACCUCGGUGCUCUUCUAAACUGGGUAUGAUGUCUCAAAAUCAUGCUCACACAAACACGCUUGUCUUCUUGCUGUGACUUUGAUGAGAAGGUUGGUGCCAGUGUUGGUCAGUGUCACUGUCAAGCUGGAGUCAUAAAACAACAACCAUACUGUAUACACCCCAUCAGGAUUCGGUCCACCCACAGCACUUCUUAGGAUGAGGGACCCCCAUUCGAGGACAGUAAACAUUCUGGCCAGAGAAGACUGAUAAUUUUAAAGAGGAGUGAACAGAGCUAGUUACGUGGAACCGGAACGACCGUCACCAAACGGGGUGGUCGGUCUACAACAUCACUCAUCAGCUGGUCUCGGGACCCCUCCCCAGGCAUCUCAAGUCCGAUUCACACCAUGACUCGUGACCCAAGGGACUCAUGAUGUAAAAUGACCCCCCACAAGAGGUUAAAAACCUGGGACUGUACCAAUUAGUUACAGUAGAAGGGGAAAAAAACCUUCAGCCCCUUAUAAGAAGAGGUUGUAUCUGACUGGUAAGGUGUAUCGUUGUUAUUCCCUCGAACCAGUUUCAGGGAGUAACAGGUUUCCAUUAAUGUUUAGUCCCAACUUGAAUCUGUUUAGAAAAAAUUAAUAAAUCUGAAAAUAACUAGUUUCCUGAAAUGUGGUUUCUCUGGUAAUUUUGCUUUAUGGAACAGCCCUCAGGUUGUUCCCUGACACCCAUGACACAGUCAGCAGACUGUUUGUCGAGUUUGAUGCCCUCCAGCUUCAUGUACUGUAGUUGCACCGAGGCACACAGAGCCAGCUGCAAGAGCCUGAACGAUAAACAUAUAAACACAGACUAUUUAAUGCUCCAUCCCAGUCAAAAGCCCGCUCUUCAGAGAAGAGUGAACGAGAGCAGAAAGAGAGCGAGGGCUCGAGGCUCACAGUCUACUGUGUGUUCUCUGUUUGAAUCAAACGGCUGAGGAGGCAUGGUAAAACAGAAUCAUGCCCCUCGACUGAUCACACCAGCGGUAGACGAACAAGCGGCUGCAACAAUUUGCUGCACUCAUAUCCUUGUAAUUUUUCCAGAUCUUUAAAGCUCUGGUGUUGUAUGGCACGGGAUCGGAUGACAGAUUUGAAGCAGGCGGCUGCAAUUUUCUGACACUGCUGAACGGAACUGCACUUCUACUUGGUUUAUUUUCAGCCUGGAUAGAUAAUGAAGAUUCUUCAUGUUGUCGUGUUUUGUUGCUUCUCAGUUGUGUGUGUGAAGACCUCGGCAGUGCUGGAGGUGAGCGGCCGUGUUGGAGGAGAGGUCUCCAUUCACUGCUCUGUUGGCUGGACCAAAGACAACGGCUCCGAACACAACAACAUGUACUUCUGUAGAGGAGUCUGCUCCAGAGAAAACAUUCUCGUUGAGACUGAGAGGAAGGGGUCGGCUGUCACCGGACAGGGCAGAUACAGCAUUGAGGUCAGCGGAGGAUAUGGAGUCUUCAACGUGACCAUAAAGAAGCUGCAGGCGGCGGACGCAGGCCGAUAUUGCUGUGGAGGGGAGAGAACCAUGAACGUGUUGUACCAGGAGGUCGAGCUCAUAGUCCUAGAUGCUCCCACUGUUCGUCCUGGAUCUCUGCCCCGUGGCAGCUUUCAAUCCACCACUGAAUCGUCACCCGCCGUGUUAACGCUGUCCACUACACCGAAGACAAACAAGAAGGCAACCAUCAACCUCACAGACACCACAGUGGUCAUCAUUAUUUCCGUGAGCCUGGCUCUCCUGGUGUGUGCACUCAUCCCCCUUGUGUUCUACGGCCACUGGAGGAGUAAUGCAGAAGGUCAGAGCAGACCUCAAGCAAACCUAGGUCAGGGUGAUUACUGCGAGGAAAAUGCAGAUGGUGCCUCGACUCAGGGCAUGGUGAAGCUGCAGCCGUUGGAACCAGAUCCAGAGUCCAGUGCUCAGGAUGAUUCCCAGUAUGCCGUCAUCUACCAGGCACUGGAUCCCCAAACUGUGGAAUGAGCGGGGUUUAUUCUGUUUUUGAGCUGGCAGCUCGUUCCGCCCGUUUAUCUGUAUUUUAUCAAAUAAAGGACAAAUACUUGA